Messenger RNA from Cynara cardunculus var. scolymus (artichoke), 2347 nucleotides. RefSeq names its product pentatricopeptide repeat-containing protein At3g60050-like. The record is from RefSeq and is a predicted model, not a curated record. Gene Ontology annotation, molecular function: protein binding. The transcript is spliced from 4 exons. Lineage: Eukaryota; Viridiplantae; Streptophyta; Magnoliopsida; Asterales; Asteraceae. Bases 361 to 1845 code for a protein of 494 amino acids.
CGCCGCUAUCGCUGAUAAACCCUGUUGCUCACCACCACUACUAUCCACCGUCCUCCGCCGUCGCCUCAAAACCCACCUUCCCAUUCAGAUUUCUCCGCACCACCAUUUCCCCCCUUUUAUCCAUCGUCUUCUGCUGGCACCGGGAUCAAAGCAACACGUUUAUUCUACUACCAGGUACUUGAAGGUUGAUUUGUCUGUAUAAAAUUCUUCAAUUCCUCAACACCUCCACUGCUCAAAUGUUGCUUUUAGGGAAUUCUCAUAUCUAAACCAUAUUCUAUUCAAAUCGUCACAUAGGUAUUGUCAAAGUUAAUCGGGGGUCGAUUUGACUCGAUUAACAAAAGCAUAAGCUUGGCUCUUUGCAUGUUCUCUAUUGCUCAAAUUGGUCACAAAGUUGUUCAGGGGAUCUCUUGUUAUUGCGGCAUUUCACGCUCCUUAUGUAGUAAUGGUAAUGGAUUUAGUGAUGGGUUUCGACGAAUUGAGAAAUACUUAACUGGGUGUCAAAAAAGUUCAAAUGGUAAUUUUGUGUUGAAUGAAAACCAUGAAGAGUCUAUUGAUUCUGUUGGUACCAGUGGCAGAUAUGAGGAAGAUGAAGAUCACCAACAAAAUGUAUUUAAUAGAGCAAGUUUUUUAAGAAAUGCAAAAGUUGGUGCUGCCAUGGCCCUCAAAGUUCUCCAACAGGAUGGCCCUGGUUUUGAUGCAAAAACGGCUUUAGAUAAGUUGGAAAUACAAGUAUCAGGCCUACUUGUGAGAGAAGUUCUUAUAGGAAUCUUGAAGAACAUUAAUCAUGCGAACAAGGAUCGGUGUGCUAAACUUGGGUACAAAUUCUUUGUAUGGUCUGGCCAGAAACAGAAUUACAAUCAUACGGUACAUACCUAUCAUUUAAUUAUGCAAAUCUUUUCAGAAUCCGAGGAAUACAAAGCAAUGUGGAGGUUGGUUGAUGAGAUGACUGAGAAAGGAUAUCCGGUCACCUCAUGUACUUUCAACAUACUGAUAUGUACAUGUGGCGAGGCCGGUGUAGCUAAGAAAGUUGUAGAGAGAUUUAUAAAGUCAAAAUCAUUCAAUUUUCGCCCCUUUAGUCAUUCCUUUAACGCUAUCUUGCAUUCUCUUCUUGCUGUAAACCAGUAUAAACUGAUUGAGUGGGUGUACCAACAGAUGUUGGCUGAUGGUCAUCAACCGGAUGCUUUUACAUAUAAUAUCCUAAUGUAUACAAAGUAUAGGCUGGGGAAGUUGGGUCAGUUUCAUAGAUUACUAGAUGAAAUGGGCAGGAGUGGAUUUCCUCCAGAUUUUCAUACAUUCAACAUCCUUCUUCACAUUCUUGGUAAAGGAGAUAAGCCAGCAGCAGCCGUUGAUCUCUUGAACCACAUGAAGGAUGUUGGUAUUGAGCCUAAUGUUCUUCAUUUCACCACAUUGAUAGAUGGGCUAAGCCGAGCUGGAAAUAUGGAUGCUUGCAAGUACUUUUUUGACGAAAUGAUCAAGCAGGGUUGUGAGCCUGAUGUGGUGUCUUACACCGUCAUGAUCACAGGACAUAUUGCAGUCAGACAAUUUGAGAAGGCAGAGGAAAUGUUUUCAGAAAUGUUCGACAAUGGGAAGAUUCCUAACGUUUAUACAUACAAUGCAAUGAUACGUGGCCUUUGUAUGGCUGAAAAGUUUGAAUAUGCAUGUUUGAUGCUUAAAGAAAUGGAAUCUAGAGGGUGUAAUCCCAAUUUUCUUGUGUACUGUACACUAGUAAGCUAUCUGAGGAAUGCUGGGAAGCUUUCUGAAGCUCAUGAGGUAAUAAAAAAGAUGGUCGAAAAGGGGAAGUAUGCACAUCUCGUUCACAAGAUAAAGAGAUAUAGGAGAUGCUAAUGUGAUUCAAUAGCAAUCUCUCUGUAUAAUUUAUUUGUGCACUUGAUAGCAGCGCUGGAGGCCAUGGCAAUACUGGAACUUCCUGAAGAAAUUAGAAGCCACUGGUUUACAGUAGAUCCCUUGAUCAUCUAAGUGCAGCAGUGCAAAUUCAAGAUAUAUUCAACAGUUCAAGCGUAUGCCUCUUAUUUUAUUCUGCAGUUUGGCGGAGGCAUGGGGGGUCUACAGGAUUCACAGGUCCAACUACCCAAUUCGCUAGUGUUUCUUCGCCUUUUACGCAUCUGCUUCUCUUGGUAAGAAAGACGGUCUUUACGCAUGGUGGAAAUGUUGGAAGAUUGCAAAUUAUGUAUUUGUGUUUGCUUAUGUAGUUAUGUUUCUUAAAACAAGUACUCCCUUUGUCCCAUGAAGCUGCAAUAUUUCUUUUUUUGGCAAAAAAUUAAAGCUAAAGUGAUAUAAUUACGCUUUUGUCUUUAGGGGUGCAAACGGAGCGAACAUAAUCAUAUUU